CCCCACGUCCACCCCACCACGCAGGCGCAUCUCCUUAAAUCCAGUCCCUACACCCCUCCUGUUUCCCUGCGUUAAGUUCUCCCUCCUCUUUCUGCACCUCAGCAGGUUCACACUCUUCUCCGUGAGGGUGGCGGCGAUAGAGAGGUCACGUGAUGAGCAUCUUGCUGCCCAACAUGGCGGAGUUCGAUACCAUCUCGGAACUGGAGGAGGAGGAGGAAGAAGCGGCAACGUCGUCGUCGUCGCCGUCGUCGUCGUCGUCGGUAUCAGGGCCUGACGAUGACGAGGAAGAUGAGGAGGAGGAGGAAGAAGAAAACGAAGAGGAGGAGGAGGAAGAAGAGGAGCAAGUGGAGGAAACGCCGCCCCCGCCUCGGGUAGUGAGCGAAGAGCAUCUACGGAGAUAUGCCCCCGACCCUGUAUUGGUGCGGGGCGCCGGCCACAUCACUGUGUUUGGCUUGAGCAACAAGUUUGAUACUGAAUUUCCCUCAGUUCUAACAGGGAAGGUGGCCCCAGAAGAAUUUAAGACCAGCAUUGGCCGUGUGAAUGCAUGUUUGAAAAAGGCUCUCCCAGUCAAUGUGAAAUGGUUGCUCUGUGGUUGUCUCUGCUGCUGUUGCACAUUGGGUUGCAGCCUGUGGCCUGUUAUUUGUCUCAACAAAAGAACCAGAAGAUCAAUUCAAAAGUUGUUAGAAUGGGAAAAUAACAGAUUGUAUCACAAGCUUGCUUUGCACUGGAAGUUGACUAAAAGGAAAUGUGAAACUAGCAAUAUGAUGGAGUAUGUAAUACUAAUAGAAUUCUUACCAAAAUAUCCCAUAUUCCGACCUGACUGAGGAGUUUUAUUCAGUCACUUCUGUUUUACCUGUCAUUUCCUACCCUUAGUGCCUUGUAGAUGAUUUUGGAAUGAAGAUGGUCUCCUUUGCUGUGUUCAAUUUAUUCUUUAUAAUGGUAGAAUAUUCUCCUCACACUUUUCAUUUGUGUUGAUUUAAGAAGAAAUUUUGCACAUCCUUUUUGUUGUUGUUAAAUGAGGCUUGUAUUUUGCACUGUCAAUUUUUAAAUAAAUACACACAUAUAUGUGUAUGUGUAUAUAUAUAUAUAUAUAUAUAUAUAUAUAUUUGCCACUAAAUAUAACAUCAGUGCAGGUGUUUAAAAAACAAAAACAUGUUCUGAGCAUGCUGCCUUAUAAUUUUCAUACUUACUGUUUCUAAAUAUGCAUCAUUUUUCUAGGCUAUUUAAUGCUCUGUAAUCCCUUACUGAACAUACAUAAAUAAGCUUUUGGUAGCUUUAGAAACGGUUUUACUCGUACCUGCUUUUAAAGGACAUGCAAUUAAUAGCACUGGUUUUGUCCUGCACUUUGCUUAAUUAUCACUUAUAUUAGUGGAUAAAAUAUUUAAACUCCUAAAGACCUGUAAAUAUUGUUUCUUUGCAUAAAGUAAAAAAAUGUGAUAUGUCAUGGUUUACAGAAUGUACUGUUAUUCUUAAUGUGUUGCCAACAAUUCUGCAUAAAUUUUAAUGUGAAUGAAGUUUGCAAGCAUCCUUUCGAAUGUAUAGAUUGUUAACAUGCUGUGUUAUGGCAAAGCCAUAAUAAGUAUGUUAAAAAUUUCAGGUGUGGGCAGGAUGGCCCUUUGUAAUGAGAAGAUUAAAAUUGAAAUCAUUGUCUGAGAUCUUCUGCAUUGCACCUGAAACCAAGAACCUUAUUUUUUCCAUUUAGUUCAGUACAUCCCAUUUUGUCCUCCACUUACAAAAGAAUUCAUUUGACAUCUGACACAUUUCACAGCCUCACUCUCCUCAUUUGUCUCCCUUUAUGUAUCCUUUUCUUCACUUGGAAA
Messenger RNA from Capra hircus (goat), 1820 nucleotides. RefSeq names its product cysteine rich hydrophobic domain 1 (gene CHIC1). NCBI's taxonomy places the organism in Eukaryota, Metazoa, Chordata, Mammalia, Artiodactyla, Bovidae. The record is from RefSeq and is a predicted model, not a curated record. Bases 153 to 824 code for a protein of 223 amino acids. The transcript has 6 exons.